This is a messenger RNA of Vitrella brassicaformis, 1217 nucleotides long. NCBI's taxonomy places the organism in Eukaryota, Vitrellaceae. The record is from the annotation of a GenBank genome assembly.
CGCACCUUCUGGGACACCUCGCAAACCAAGCAACAGCGAAGCAAAGACUCAUUCAUCGUUACGUCGCAUCGUUUGUGGCAAGAUCCAGCGCAUUGCAUCUCCCGACGCCUCUCCGAUAUGUCAAUGAAGACCGACCCAUCAUCGCCGGUGCACGGGACAGAGAAGGAGCUUCGGUCCCUCCUCCACGAGAUUGACGGCUUCCAUGGCGACUCACAGGGUGAGCAGGCACACACACACACAAAGGGGGAGGGGGGAGGGGGAGGCAUGGUGAUCUGUCUGUCGAGAGAGAUCUUGCGAGGGGCGGAUCUGUGCGCGUGCAUCGGUUGCAGGUCUGAAGCGACUCCAGGGCAUGGUCAACAAGAUCGACAGCUCACGGUUCGCCGCUCGCUGAGCGAGGGGGGAGCCGGGAUCUUGUCUCACUGUCGUGUGUUGCAUGUCUGUGUGUGUAUGUGUGUGCAGGGUGAACGGUGUAUUCGGCUGGCAGGAUGGUCAGGACCCGCCCGAGGGCCAGGCUGUGCUCCACGCCCUGCUCCACGAGUGCUAUCGCAAAGUGAGUCUCCGCAGCCACCGGACAUGCCACACACAGCCCGCACACUCUCUCUCUCUCUCUCGCUCUGCGUGUGUGUGUGUGUGUGUGUGUGUCCGUUGUGUUGCAGGUCAAGGGCAAGUUGGACCUGCUGGACAUGGUGGAGCAGGAGGAGCUCGACCCAGCACUGCUGCCUAUCAAACACGACAUCGAGGGAGUCAUCAAGUCACUCAAGGUGGGUCACGCAUCACGGCUCAAUGUAUGAGCCAACGCAAAAAGAGCCUGUGUCUGUCGUCCGUUCAGGCGGUUGAGAACCCCACGGAAGAGCUGCCAAGGAUCCAGGGACGGCUAGACGCCAUCGACAGCAAACGGUAGGCGGACACACACACACACACACACACACAUGCACCAUGCAGAGAGAGGGACAGAUCGCACUGUGUACUGCGUGUGGGCGUGUGUGUCAUGGCUCAGGGUGAAUGGCAUCUUCGGCGACCCCAAGAACAUCCUGCCGGGUCAGGCGGUGCUCCACGACCUGCUCAACGAGGCGUACUCGACCGUACACCAGCUGCAGGCGCGGAACUAAACACACCCUCACUGACUACAUACGUCCACACACCGAACCGAACCACCACACUGACACAUACAUAUCUGUUUCCGUGCCACUGACUGACUGACUGGAUGAAUGGAUGGG